Molecule: messenger RNA, 777 nt
Organism: Octopus bimaculoides (California two-spot octopus)
Lineage: Eukaryota; Metazoa; Mollusca; Cephalopoda; Octopoda; Octopodidae
Product: frataxin, mitochondrial
Biological process (GO): intracellular iron ion homeostasis; iron incorporation into metallo-sulfur cluster
Cellular component (GO): mitochondrion
Molecular function (GO): ferrous iron binding; iron chaperone activity; 2 iron, 2 sulfur cluster binding
Source: RefSeq, a predicted model, not a curated record
AUAUUUAUGAUAUUGUGUGUCUUGUAAAAAGAAAUCAAUAUCACAGCGUUUCAAAGCUCAAGCAAUAUGAGACUCUCCAGUACUUGUGGGGCAUAAACACAUUGUCGUAGAAUAUCAGAGGAUAAUUCUUUCUUUAAAAUAGAUUUUUUUUUGAAAUUGUAUUGGAAUGUUUUUAGCUGGUACUUCUGUCAUCCUUGGACACUAACAGGAACUAUGAAAUAUUGUUCCCCAAGUGAGAUUGUUUAUGGAUUAACUUCAAAGGAUUUGGAAUUCUCUACUCCCACAAAUUCACUCCAGUAUUACUGUACAGAUGUUAAAAAUGGAUUAAAUGCGAAUGAAUAUGACAGAAUUGCUGAAGAAACAUUGGAAUCCUUACUGGAGUUAAUUGAAAGUUUUGAAGAUAUAGAAAACUGUCCAGAAGGAUUUGACGUCUCUUAUUCUAAUGGAGUCCUCUCUAUAUAUCUUGCGGAUAAUGGUACCUAUGUCCUAAACAAACAGUCACCUAAUCAACAGAUUUGGCUUUCUUCACCAAUCAGUGGACCGAAACGCUAUGAUUUUAUAGGAAACAAAUGGAUUUAUAAACGUGAUGGAACCAGUUUGCAUAACUUACUGCAAAAAGAGAUGACAGUAAUAUUGAAAACAGAUAUUUCUUUUAUGGACUGUGCUUUUUAUUGAAGGUUAUUCUUAUUUUCUUUUGAUAAAUCUAAGAUAAAAUUAAUUUAUUUUAAAGAAAUUGAAUGUAUGCAUGAUGUACAAUAAAGUUUUUAAUAUAUAUAA